CCGCCACAGUCCACACCGCCUCUUGUCUCUCUCCCCCCUAAAUCUUUGAUUUUCUCUAUUUAAGGCCUCUAUUUCUUUUUGAUUUUCUUUUACCCCUAUCACCGCUGUCCUCUCUGCUCUGUACUAUAGCCUUGCUUCCGCUGUAAUUUUUUACCGGGAAGGUUUUCAAUGGAGGUCAGCAACUCCAGCUCUGAUGUUCAUGCUAUGGUGAAAACAGUAGUGGUCAAGACUGUGGUGGCUGAGACCCUUUUGGCUGCUCAGAGAUCUCUUGUUUGGCUUCUUUUGCUGACAGGAUCUCUGCUGAAGGAUGUUGAUGAUUUAUCCCCAUCUUUCUUAGCUGAUAAAGGGUUCCCUAUGGAAGAGCUUCACAAAAAGAAGCGGCCAGAACCUGACAAUAAGGAUGCUAGUGACACAGAUGAUGAUGAAGAAGAAGAAGAUGAUGAUGAUCAGGAUGAUGAUGAUGCAGGUGAUGAGGAUUUCUCAGGUGACGAGGGUGGAGAAGAUGAUGAAGAAGGGGAUCCUGAGGACAAUCCCGAGGCUAAUGGUAACGGUGGCAGUGAUGACGAGGACGGAGACGAUGAUGACGGUGAUGAUGAUGAGGAUGAGGAUGACGAGGAAGAUGAAGAAGAGGAAGAUGAAGAUGAAGAAGAACAACCCCCUGCUAAGAAGAGAAAGUAAAUUAAUUAGGUGAUCAUUCCGCUUCUUUCUCUCGGCUGGGUAUGUUUAAUAGGAAAUAGGACGUUUAGGAUGUUUGUGUCUUCUUAGAUUAGGGAAGUCACAGUCCUUGUUUAGAAUUUACUGCAUUUUAUAACGUUAUAGACAUUUACAGCUUCCAAUUUGUAGAAUUAACGGAUAUUUGGAAUUGUUCUUGAAGGUUGAUUUUAAUGUGAUUAGUGCUUGACAUUUGGUUUUGAAA
Molecule: messenger RNA, 916 nt
Organism: Coffea eugenioides
Lineage: Eukaryota; Viridiplantae; Streptophyta; Magnoliopsida; Gentianales; Rubiaceae
Product: nucleolin-like
Exons: 3
Coding region: 169-678 (169 amino acids)
Source: RefSeq, a predicted model, not a curated record